AUGAAGGACGACACCGGUGCGGCAGCCGCGGCAUGCACCAUUCUGUCAAUCGAGCCCGAAGGUGCUACCAGGGACAUUGAACAGGAGCUGUUACUCGUCGAUGCGCCACUUUUUGGCGUGAAUCCGCUGCACAAAGCGAAGGCGAUGGUUACGGAGUCUAGAUAUGUGCAGGGAUUGCCAUAUUUGAAUGUGCAAGAUCGAUCAUUCAACUGGUUAUACUGGCAAUAUCUCUCCCAUGUAACUGACGUUCGUGGUGGUUGUUAUGAAAUUAUUAUACGUCGACAAUGUAGUACAGAAAAUCCUGCUGCAUCGACGGCACCACGUGCACCGCCUCGACCAUCACGCGAUCGUACUUCAUCACUCAACUACUCCAAAGGUCAAAUUGCUCGUUCACAACCAGUUCCGACGUCAUCUUUUUCGUCAAGUGUGGUCGAAUUCGUUCAUGACGUCACAUUACAACAUCAUUCGCAAGCACAUAUGGUUGAGAAAGUGGAAUGGGUUGAACUGCACACCAUUGAACGAGCCGGUCAACCGAGUCGGCGAAUGGAUCUGGUUGUUCUUGGAUUGGCGAGAGGUUUCCAAGUGUGGACGUUCAAUGAGAGCGGAGACUGCGAGGAAGUAAUGUCCGAACGUCAAGGUCCGAUUCGAGCUUUUGUGCCGUUGUCGGGCAAUUUUGAGCUGCACAGUGAUGAAAUUGACAUGUACGUAAGAAAUCUUUGUGUAUAG
Haemonchus placei is the source of this 726-nucleotide messenger RNA. Lineage: Eukaryota; Metazoa; Nematoda; Chromadorea; Rhabditida; Trichostrongylidae. The record is from the annotation of a GenBank genome assembly.